AUGGGAGCAACAGAGCCGUUCGCUCUGACGCUUGCUCUGUCCCAUUCGCCUCUUUGGUCUCGCGUCAUCGCUCCCCAUGGGAGCAACAGAGCCGUUCGCUCUGACGCUUGCUGUCUCGUCCGCCUCUUUGGUCUCGCGUCAUCGCUCCCCAUGGGAGCAACAGAGCCGUUCGCUCUGACGCUUGCUGUCUCGUCUCGCCUCUUUGGUCUCGCGUCCUCGCUCCCCAUGGGAGCAACAGAGCCGUUCGCUCUGACGCUUGCUGUGUCUGUCCUCUCUCUUUGUCUCGCGUCCUCGCUCCCCAUGGGAGCAACAGAGCCGUUCGCUCUGACGCUUGCUGUGUCUCAUCCGCCUCUUUGGUCUCGCGUCAUCGCUCCCCAUGGGAGCAACAGAGCCGUUCGCUCUGACGCUUGCUGUGUCUCAUCCGCCUCUUUGGUCUCGCGUCCUCGCUCCCCAUGGGAGCAAAGAGCCGUUCGCUCUGACGCUUGCUGUGUCUCAUCCGCCUCUUUGGUCUCGCGUCCUCGCUCCCCCAUGGGAGCAACAUAG
Suillus paluster is the source of this 543-nucleotide messenger RNA. RefSeq lists its product as uncharacterized. Lineage: Eukaryota; Fungi; Basidiomycota; Agaricomycetes; Boletales; Suillaceae. Bases 1 to 543 code for a protein of 180 amino acids. The transcript has a single exon. The record is from RefSeq and is a predicted model, not a curated record.